AUGGACAGCCAACAGCAAGCACAGCAGCCCCAGAUUCAACCUUGUAGAUACAAGGUUGGAAAGACACUCGGGGCUGGCUCUUAUUCCGUCGUGAAGGAAUGCGUUCAUAUCGAUACCGGUCGAUACUAUGCUGCCAAGGUUAUCAAUAAGCGGCUCAUGGCGGGACGAGAGCACAUGGUUCGCAAUGAAAUUGCUGUCCUCAAGAAAGUGUCUAUGGGCCACCAGAACAUCUUGACAUUGGUCGACUACUUCGAGACGAUGAACAACCUCUAUCUAGUUACCGACCUCGCUCUGGGCGGUGAGCUGUUUGACCGAAUCUGUCGCAAGGGAUCUUACUUUGAAUCCGACGCCGCGGACCUUGUGCGCGCGACCCUUUCCGCAGUCGCCUACCUACACGACCACGGCAUUGUCCACCGUGACCUCAAGCCAGAAAAUCUUCUGUUCCGAACGCCUGAAGACAACGCAGACCUUCUCAUCGCUGACUUCGGCCUCUCCCGCAUCAUGGACGAAGAGAAAUUCCACGUCCUCACCACCACCUGCGGCACACCAGGAUACAUGGCGCCCGAAAUCUUCAAAAAGACUGGCCACGGCAAGCCCGUUGACCUCUGGGCCCUCGGAGUCAUCACCUACUUCCUCCUCUGCGGCUACACGCCCUUUGACCGCGACUCCGACUUUGAAGAAAUGCAGGCCAUCCUCAACGCCGACUACAGCUUCACCCCCAUAGAAUACUGGCGCGGCGUCUCCAGCCACGCCAAGGACUUUAUCCGGCGCUGCCUCACCAUCGAUCACACCAAGCGCAUAACCGCCCACGAAGCCCUGCAGCACCCCUUCGUCGCAGCAGAACAGCCCACAGACGGCGCAGGCGAGAACCUCCUCCCCACCAUCAAGAAGAACUUCAACGCCCGCCGCACCCUCCACGCAGCCAUCGACACCGUCCGCGCCAUCAACAAGCUCCGCGAGGCGCAGAACCUCAUGGACGGCGCUCGCUCCAAGGAACCCGACCGUGGCGCCAGCCCCCGCAGCCAGGGCAACGGCAACCGCAAAGACGACAGCGGCGUCUCGUUUGGCAAAGAAGACUCCGGUUACGGCACUCAAAUCGAUGCAGAUGUCGUCAUGGGAAAUACCCCUGCCGUACCAACUAUCAGCAGCGUUCCAGCCUCCCUACAACCAGGUCACCAAGCAAACAAGGUCAUUCAAACAAGUAAAGGUCUCUGGAGCGCCGCCACAUCAAACAGGUAG
Messenger RNA from Pochonia chlamydosporia 170, 1239 nucleotides. RefSeq names its product calcium/calmodulin-dependent protein kinase type I. NCBI's taxonomy places the organism in Eukaryota, Fungi, Ascomycota, Sordariomycetes, Hypocreales, Clavicipitaceae. The transcript is spliced from 2 exons. Gene Ontology annotation, biological process: cellular response to oxidative stress; protein phosphorylation. The coding region runs from base 1 to 1239 and encodes 412 amino acids. The record is from RefSeq and is a predicted model, not a curated record. Gene Ontology annotation, molecular function: calcium/calmodulin-dependent protein kinase activity; ATP binding; calmodulin binding.